Messenger RNA from Ctenocephalides felis (cat flea), 3031 nucleotides. RefSeq names its product puromycin-sensitive aminopeptidase (gene Psa). Gene Ontology annotation, biological process: proteolysis; peptide catabolic process. The record is from RefSeq and is a predicted model, not a curated record. Gene Ontology annotation, cellular component: cytoplasm. The transcript has 10 exons. Bases 201 to 2789 code for a protein of 862 amino acids. NCBI's taxonomy places the organism in Eukaryota, Metazoa, Arthropoda, Insecta, Siphonaptera, Pulicidae. Gene Ontology annotation, molecular function: metalloaminopeptidase activity; zinc ion binding; peptide binding.
CUUCAUUACCCUGCCGGUCCCGUUAUGUUGACACAAUUCGCAAGUUAUUAAAUUCCGAGUCCGUUAUCAAAAUACGUGUCAGUAGUGUGUUUGAUACAGAUACUGUUAUUCGGUCAUAUUCCAAUAAUCAUCUCGGCAUUGUUAGACACAUUAAUUAUUUGAGCAGUUCGAGUUGUCUUAGGCAAUUGGAAAAAGUCAAGAUGCCGGAGAAGAAAGCCUUCGAACGUUUGCCGAAAACGGUGCUGCCGAAACAUUAUUAUCUGGAAUUGAAGCCCGACUUGAAAGCCUUCACUUUUACGGGAAAGACCAAGAUCGAUUUAGAGGUUGCUUCUACUACAAACUCGAUUAAGCUAAACAGUGCCGAGCUUGAUUUGAAAACAGCAGAGCUGGUUUUGGAGAAUGGAAAAACAGUAGUGCCCAAAAUCAGUUACGUUGUUGAAGAUGAAACUGCCACCUUCACAUUUCCUGAUGUUUUAUCUACUGGAAAAGCCACCUUGAACAUUGAAUUCACCGGUGAAUUGAAUGAUAAACUAAGAGGAUUCUAUAGGAGUAAAUAUGCUGGAAAGGAUGGACAGACAAGUUAUGCUGCUGUUACACAGUUUGAGGCUACUGACGCAAGAAGGUGUUUCCCCUGUUGGGACGAGCCAGCUCACAAAGCAACCUUUGACAUAACUCUGACAGUGCCAAAGAGUCUUGUGGCUUUGUCCAACAUGACGGUGAAGAACGAGAAAGUAGAAGGUGAUCACCGGGUUGUACAAUUCAACACAACACCUGUCAUGUCCACAUAUCUGGUCGCUGUAGUUGUUGGAGAGUACGAUUACAUUGAAGAUACAUCUGAAGACGGUGUUUUGGUCAGAGUUUAUACGCCUGUUGGUAAACAGGAACAAGGUCGAUAUGCUCUAGAAGUGGCAACCAAAGUCCUCCCCUACUACAAAGACUACUUCCAAAUUGCUUACCCGCUUCCCAAAAUCGAUCUAAUUGCCAUUGCUGACUUUUCGGCUGGUGCUAUGGAGAAUUGGGGUCUUGUUACAUAUAGAGAGACUGCAAUUUUGAUUGAUCCCAAAAAUUCAUCUGCACAAACCAAACAGUGGGUUGCUCUGACGGUCGGUCAUGAAAUUGCUCACCAAUGGUUUGGUAACCUGGUUACCAUGGAGUGGUGGUCUGAUUUGUGGCUAAAUGAAGGUUAUGCAUCGUUCGUAGAAUUCUUAUGUGUCAACCACAUCUUUCCUGAUUACGAUAUCUGGACGCAAUUUGUUACUGAAACAUUGAUCUCUGCACUCGAUUUGGACUCUCUUGCCAGCUCGCACGCUAUUGAGGUGCCUGUCGGUCAUCCAUCAGAAGUUGAUGAGAUCUUCGACGAGAUCUCCUACAGCAAAGGCGCUUCCGUGAUUAGAAUGUUGCACAACUAUAUGGGUGAUGAAGAUUUCAGAAAGGGCAUGAAUAUUUAUUUGACCAAGAAUCAGUACAAGAACACAUUUACAAAAGAUUUGUGGACGGCUUUGGAACAAGCCAGUGGAAAACCUAUUGGUGCUGUGAUGUCUACAUGGACGCAGCAAGUUGGCUUCCCAAUGGUGUCGGUUACAGCUAAACAGGAAGGUUUCAACCGUGUUCUGACAUUGACACAAGAAAAAUUCUGUGCUGAUGGCAGAAAGGACGAUAAGAAUACCCAAUGGAUGGUUCCCAUCACUGUAUCUACCUCAAAAAAUCCUAAACAGGUGGCUUUAUCAACAAUGCUGGAUACUCCUUCGACGACCCUGACAAUACCCAAUACUGCUGAAGGCGAAUGGGUCAAAAUCAAUUCAGGAACCGUGGGAUACUACCGAGUUAAAUACACACCGGAAAUGUUGAGACAAUUAGAACCAGCUAUCAGAAGUGGUGCCUUACCACCCUUGGACAGAUUGGGACUUCUGGAUGAUCUGUUUGCAAUGGUUAAGGCUGGACACUGUUCUACAGUACAGGUGCUGCAACUGUUGGAGGCCUUCACAGAAGAGACCAAUUACACGGUGUGGUCUUCAGUCACUCAUGUUGUGUUGGCCCUGUCCGGUCUGAUGUCCCAUACAGAUCUUCGAGAUGCUUUCGAUGCCUACGCUUUGAGAGUCUAUAAGCAGAUUUCGCGCAAAGUCUCAUGGGAGGGCGUCAAAGGCGAGAGUCAUCUCGAUACUUUGCUCAGGAGUUUGGUUUUGAACAGACUGGUUGCGUUGAAUGAUGAUGGCACGGUUAAGGAAGCCAAAACAAGAUUUGAAAACUAUCUAUCUUCCAAAGCCCCCUUGGUGGCGGAUCUCCGCAACGUGUGUUACCGGGCAGUGCUCCAAGACGCCGACGAAAAAACCUUCAAUAACAUGCUUGCAGAAUACCGCAAAGCUGAUUUGCACGAGGAAAAAGUUAGAAUCCUGCGAGCUUUGGGCGUGAUCAAAAACCCAGAACUUUUAUCCAAAGUAUUACAGUUCAGUUUGUCUGAAGAGGUCAGAACUCAGGACACUGUCUUUGUCGUUAUCUCAGUAGCCUCAAACCCAGCAGGCCGAGAGCUGGCAUGGAAGUUCUUCCAAGAUAACUUUAAACUCCUAAACGAACGCUACAGCGGCGGUUUUCUGUUAACAAGGCUCGUGAAAUAUUGUACAGAUGGUUUUGCUUGUACAAAGAAGGCUGAGGUUAUCGAGCAGUUCUUCAAGGAGCACCCCGUUCCCGGUGCUGAGAGGACGGUGCAACAGUCCAUCGAGACUAUUCAUUUAACUGCAGGCUGGUUGAAACGUGAUGUUCCUGCAAUAAGAGAGUUUUUGAAGACGCAUUAAUAAACGAUGUAAGAUGUUUUUUUAUUCUUAGCGAUAAUAAUAAUUAGUAUUAAAUUGUUUAUUGUAAGUACACAAAUUACCAUCAAGUACAAUAUAGAAAUGUUUAUAUGUUGUUCGUUUUCUAACAAUUCAAAGUGCAUUUACUGCUGUUUGAGCUGUGAUGUUUUAUAGAGCCAAAAAGAAAUUUAAAACAAAUUCUCAUGAUUAUUAUUUUUUAUACUGUGGGAUGGAUCACAUCUUGU